Molecule: messenger RNA, 1642 nt
Organism: Dicrocoelium dendriticum
Lineage: Eukaryota; Metazoa; Platyhelminthes; Trematoda; Plagiorchiida; Dicrocoeliidae
Source: the annotation of a GenBank genome assembly
GAAUUUGAAGACUGCAGUGUCGCAGUUGCGAACGCCAGCUGGAUGGAAAGCGAAGGCAAAGUAAAGUGGCCCAAGUUGUCUUCCAGGCAACUUGAAAGGCUGUUGUUGCACAACCUACCUGCAUCUGCUGAUUCGUUACUUUCCAAAGUAACUGCGCACAGAUCCACUGUUGACUAUGGAAAGGCUAGGCAUCUGGAGGACUAGUUAAUGCUAUGUUCAGAGCUGCCGUCCACCGAUGCUACCUGCGUUGUGGAAUGCAAUGGAAAGCGAAAAAUGCAAACGUAUCGUAAAUCCAUAAUUUUUGCAGCACGGAGAAAAGUUCCUGAAAUGAGAAACACCGCUGAAGCAGUUCACAAGCCGCCGACGGGCAUCCUCGCCGGAUGGUGAAUACUCUCCCCCACUCCCUUGGCUUUAACUAGAGUAUGAUGCGAUGCCUCUGAAAUUGCUGGAAAAUAUCCAGCCAAUAUGUAGCUCAAGAAGCUCAAGUCCCGUACCCUCCAACUCCUCACGCUUGUCUUUGUCGCGGAUAUCUGCUGACUACGUUCCGGACACGAAUGACGUACCAGCGCUACUUUAGCGAUGAACACAACCCCUGAGAAUUCACUUAAGCGAAGAGGCAAUCAAAAACGAACCAUUUUGGAUUAUUGGAACAGUUAUGCUGUAGGUCACGAUCCUGCGCAAAUUCAUCGAAAUGCAAGAAGUUAUCCAGUUGGUCCAAUGGCGAGGCUGUGGCGCGCCAUGAAAAACACUGAACUUGUGAUUGUGAUGACCCGAGGGCUCCGCGAGCCACGUGCUUCUCUUAUCGGCAAUCUAAUUGCGUUCGAUCGAUACUGGAACUUGAUAUUGGCCAACACAGUGGAGUACUCUUUCAACCUUGACAAUACUACUUUGGCCGGACACUGGCGCGUCGGUCGGAGUAGAAAGCGACGUGAACAACGUCGAGCUCGGCUUUUGCGCGAGCUGAAUAAUAAGGAGAACUUCCCUCCCUUCAACAAUGUCGAGGCCCCGAUUCCUUGUCCAAUGGAAGUGGGAGAUAUCCUUUCUCUGGACGAAAUUCCUGAUGACGCAUUAAUAUGGGGUGGGGACGAUACACGGCAUUUGGUUUGGCCGACCACAACAAAUUCCACUGCUCCCGCAUGUGCGCACUCGGCUCCGGAUACUGUCGAAGCGAUCCCCCAACGAGAUGUCAAGACUCAAGCAAAUUUAAGCCUCGGUGGAAUUUCCAGCUCUCGAUGGGUACCAUCUGUAGCCCAGUUACUGGAACGACGUUUUAGCAAAUGCAGCAGCUCUUCUUCGCACGCCUCUGCUUCCGGAUCGAACUCAAAGCAGGUAGCAUCAGGAGAUACCCAACAUGGCCAGCUGUUCAUCCGCGGUGCCAACAUUAUAUCAGUCUCCUUUCCAACUCCGCAGGACAAGUUUCUUUCAACAACUCUUAACGCUCCCGCUUCCUAUCACUCUUGAUCAUCACCAUCACAUCCCACGCCAUCCCAUCCGUUGGAUAUCAGAUUUUUCACAGACCUUGGAUGUGGAUAUUCACGUCCUCCACCAUUUCACUCUUCCGAGAUUCAUUUUAAUUUGCCUUUCUGCUUCACUCAGACUUUUUGACAGCGUCAUCCCGCAAGUAUAGCUUGUAUUUCUUUAA